GUGAGAAUGCUGCGCCGUAUCGUUCCAACGUCCGUCGCCGCCGCGCAGCGCUUCUCGACGAAGGCUGCCGUCUUGUCGGCGCCGACGCAGGAGAGCGCCUCGAAUAGAACGAAAGGCGGCGGCAGGGACACGCUUGGGCGGCGGAUGUUUGCUCUGGUGUAUUCGAAGCGGAGCGCCGUCGUGGCGAUAAGAAAGUGGAAGGAAGAGGGGCGCCUGGUGCAAAAAUACGAGCUCAAUCGGAUUGUUCGCGAGCUACGGAGCCUCAAGCGUUAUAAACAUGCUCUCGAGGUUUGUGAAUGGAUGAGAACACAAGAAGAUAUGAGUCUGAUGUCUGGGGAUUUUGCAAUCCACUUGGAUUUAGUUGCAAAAGUUCGGGGUUUAAACAGUGCAGAGAAGUUUUUUGUAGACCUCCCUGAAAACAUGAUAGAUCCUAUAACGUGUAGUGCCCUUCUCCACACCUAUGUCCAUUGCAAGGAAUCGGAAAAGGCUGAGGCAUUGAUGAAGAAGAUGUCAGAAAAUGAUUACAUGAAAUCUCCGGUUCCCUAUAACCAUAUGCUCUGUCUAUACGUUUCCACAGGACAACUGGAGAAGAUUCCAAAACUUAUUAAAGAGGUGAAGAAGGUUACAUCUCCAGAUAUCGUCACAUAUAACCUUUGGCUGGCUGCUUGCGCCUCUCAGGAUGCUGUUGAAACGGCCAAAAAGGUAUUUCGUGAGCUAAGUGAGGCCAAAAUUGAACCAGACUGGGUGACGCACAGCACAAUGGCGAGCAUGUAUAUUAAGAACUCAUUCGGGGAAGAAGCAGUGUCUGCCCUGAAGGAUAUGGAGAAGAAGGUCUCCCGAAAAGUUAGAGUGGCAUAUGCGUCACUAAUCAGUUUACAUACAGCUCUGGAAAACAAGAAUGAUGUUCGUGGAAUAUGGAAAAAGAUGCAGUCUACUUUCCGCAAGCUGAGCGAUGUGGAGUACACUUGCAUGAUCACUUCCUUACUGAAGCUUAAACAAUUUCAAGAGGCUGAGAAGCUGUACGAUGAAUGGGAGUCCGUUUCUCCAACCAAGGAUUCGAGGGUCCCAAAUUUGCUGCUUGCGGCCUACAUCAACAACGAACAAAUGGACAAGGCCAAAACCUUUUACAGUCGUAUGGUGGACAGCAAGAUAGUGCCGGGCUACACCACUUGGGAGCUUCUCACUUGGGGUUACUUGAAAGAAAAGCAGGUUGAAGAAGCUGUUGAUUGCUUCAAGAGAGCCAUUCGCAGUGUGAGACAAUGGGAUCCGGAUGAGAAGCUAGUGCAACAAGUCCUUGCGCUCGUGGAAGAGUCUGGUGAUAUUGACGUUGCCGAGAAAUUGCUUUCAGCUCUUGGUCGCGUUGGUUAUGUGAAUACGGAGAUCUACAACUCUCUUCUGCGAACCUAUGCAAAUGCGGGUAAAAUGCCGCUUAUUGUAGCAGAAAGGAUGAAGAAGGACGGUGUAGAAAUGGAUGAGGAAACGAAGAGAUUAGUGCAACUAACAAGCAAGAUGUGUGUUGCUGAAGUUCCAAUCAAUGCUUGAGAACGUAUAAGGGGACGGAAUUGUCGCAGUGAUUUUGAGUUCAGACUAGGGAAUAUAGGCAUUAGCUACUGAGAAUGGGGAAUCUUGUACUCUAUAACAGGGUCAAGAUUUGUUGGAUGGGUUAGGACUCGACAGAUGAUCGCAAUAUAAUCACUCAAUUAUAACAUUUGUGUAGUCUUUAGGAGUGCUAGAAAUAGGAUAAGAACCUAUCAAAAGUAUAUGAAUGAGAUCCAACUAGAGAUACUAACAUUUGUUGGUCUUUUUGUUUCUCAAUUCUUUCAUGUUUCCAUGUUACCAAUUGAAUAUUUUUUAUGUAUGAUCUAAA
Messenger RNA from Salvia splendens (bonfire salvia), 1867 nucleotides. RefSeq names its product pentatricopeptide repeat-containing protein At4g02820, mitochondrial. Gene Ontology annotation, cellular component: mitochondrion. Bases 7 to 1542 code for a protein of 511 amino acids. Gene Ontology annotation, molecular function: protein binding. The record is from RefSeq and is a predicted model, not a curated record. The transcript is spliced from 2 exons. NCBI's taxonomy places the organism in Eukaryota, Viridiplantae, Streptophyta, Magnoliopsida, Lamiales, Lamiaceae.